GCUUUUCACGCCCCGCCGUCCCUCCUCCAGCCGAGCUGCAGCGCGCGCUCUCUCUCCUUUAUUCUGCGCUUUUUCCUCCUCAGCCGCUUUCUGCUGCUGCUGCGGAGCCUCAGGUCUGUCCGACUCCUUCAUCUUCUUCUUCCUCGUUUGGGAAUUUUCUUCUCCGGUUAGACUCAUCCUCCUGCUCCAGUGUCAGCCAUGUUGGUGAUUUUGGCUUUCAUCAUCCUCUUUCACAUUAUUUCAGUGAUCCUGCUUUUCAUAUCAACUAUCCAUAGUUCAUGGUGGUUUUCAACAAAAGGGGACUUCUACACUGAUCUUUGGUACAGCUGCAACGUCACUUGUCAAGCGAUUCCAAACUGGAUAACCAAGGAUACAGGUUAUCUUCAGACUGUGCAGGCUACCAUGAUCCUGGCCACGAUCCUGUGCUGUGGGGACCUCUUCGUCUUCAUCCUUCAGCUUUUCCGUUUGAAGCAGGGCGAGAGAUUUGUCUUCACAGCCAUCAUUCAGCUCUUGUCUUCACUGUGUGUGAUGAUCGCCGCAUCCAUCUACACGGCCGAGCGGACGAGUUUUCAGGACUCGAGCGUACACAUGGGGAACUACGGUUACUCCUUUGUGCUCGCCUGGGUGGCCUUUCCCAUGACAUUUAUCAGUGGCCUCAUGUAUUUAGUGCUACGCAAACGCAAGUAGACGCCGACAACAGCCCACCUCAACAGGCUGCGACCUUCGCUAACAGAAUUUGUGUAAAUAUAUCUUUUUUUAAUGUGGAGAUCCAAAACAUGAUAUUGGGGAGAAAAAAAAACCCUAAAGAAUAAUAUGAAGCAUAAAAUACUGGAAACUAAAUUUGUUUUGCUUCUACACAAUAUAGUUUUAACCCUUUUUGGUUCUAAAUUGUUUUUUAUUUUUGGAAAUUUGAGGAAAAUUUUGAUGACAUUUAAAUGAGUUAAGAUUAAAAUUUGAAAUCGCAAAACCACUCGAGUUUUUUUUUUUUUAACUUCACAGUGUGAAUUUGGUUUAAAGGAGAACUGAAGUCAUUUUUAAACUUGCUUUAUUUCUUAAUGUGUUAUUCAAUUAUGUUUUUGGCUUUAGUAACCUUAUAUCGUGACUCGUAUUGGCAACGAAUUGCAAUUAAAUAUUAUACUGUUGGGUGGCACGGUGGUUAGCGCUGUCGCCUCACAGCAAGAAGGUUUCGGGUUCGAACCCAGCGGCUGGUGAGGGCCUUUCUGUGCGGAGUUUGCAUGUUCUCCCCGUGUCUGUGUGGGUUUCCUCCAGGUGCUCCGGUUUCCCCCACAGUCCAAAGACGUGGGGCGGCCUUGGGCUGAGGUGCCCUUGAGCGAGGUACCGAACCCCUGACUGCUCCCCGGGUGCUCUGGUGUGGCUGCCUGCUGCUCUGGGUGUGUGUGUGUGUGUGUGUGUUCACUGCUUCAGAUGGGUUAAAUGCACAGGAUGAAUUUCACUGUGCUUGAAGUGUGCAUGUGACAAACAAAGGUUUCUUCUUCUUCUAUUAUAUCAGCCUAUUCGGUUUUUAGCCAUGUUGAAUUUAGUUCGUUUGGUCCACGGCAGGCGUCGCUUAUCUGCGCGAUCUUCACGAGACUUGUGCGAGACUUCGAAACGUGAAGUGUCAGCCAGGUGUCAGUGCCACCGUUUUGAAAACUUUUCCAAACGAAAUAUUGCACAAAAACGAGUUUAAAUGACGAUUACUGCCUACUUUUUUCAAACUUUCCUGAUUGCUAUCAAAACAAACAAAACUUCCGGCUUGAUUACGUCAGCGUUCAAAAGAGGGCGCGUGCAUCUUUUGACGACGUUGGCAGAUGUUGGUCACUUUGAUUUGCGCUGUACGUUUUACUUCCGUCCUACGAUGUCUCGCACAGGUCUCAACGAAUCUCGUUUACGGCCAUUGCUUUGACAUAUGGACUGAUAUAUUACAGAGCAUAUUUCAAACACUCAGAACUUGCUAUAGCAGCGACAAAAUAGCUCAAAAAUGCAUUCCGAUAUUUAAUAAAAUGAGAAAUAGAAUUUUGAUGAUAAAAGAAUUGCCUUCAGUUCUCCUUUAACAAAUACGAUUUCUGACAAGUCAGAUAAAAAUCGUGCUGCCAAUUUAUCGAGCACCACAUCAUACUUGAAGCUGAAUAAAGCAAGACCAGAUGUGUACAUGAUGCCUUUUUUGUGAAUUUUUUUUUUUACUGUUCGUUUUUGAAUCAGAGAGUGUUUUUCUUUUGUAAACUAAGGUUGGACUUAUACUGCAUGUUCUAUUUUACCUGCAUUUAGCUUACCAAUAAUAUUAAAAGUUUAUAUUGUUAUUAUAGUUCACAAGGCCGUGUAAUAAGCUUAUAACAACAGAUUAGGGAUCUGGGUUUGAAGCCAAGAUUUGUGUUCGUAUAUAUAUAUUUUUAAAUUGUGUGUUCGACAGAAAUGGUUCAAAUAAUUAAGGAGACGUUUAUUUAUGUUGUUUUGUUUUUUAAUGAAGUAUUAUUUCAUUAAGCUUGAACCUGUUUUACUGAAGGCUUUUUUUUUUUAAAUGGAGUGAAAUCAGAAUGGCAGCUUUCUUUCUUUUCCUUUUUUUAACCCGUCUUGCUCGUUCUUUGUGUUAAGAUCUAUCCAAUUGCUUGUAUUUCCAGUGACUGAUCCCCACCAAGGGCUCGUUUUCUGCAUUUUUGAAAUUUAAUUAAAUGUAUUUUACUUGAA
Neoarius graeffei (lesser salmon catfish) is the source of this 2682-nucleotide messenger RNA. It is a transcript of the gene emp2, whose product is annotated as epithelial membrane protein 2. Gene Ontology annotation, cellular component: plasma membrane. The transcript has 5 exons. NCBI's taxonomy places the organism in Eukaryota, Metazoa, Chordata, Actinopteri, Siluriformes, Ariidae. Bases 199 to 687 code for a protein of 162 amino acids. The record is from RefSeq and is a predicted model, not a curated record.